CCCCCAAGAUGGCGGCGCCCAUGUCCCCGGCGCGGCCCUCGCUGCUGCUCGGCGUGUAAUCCCCACCUGGCGGGUCGGGGCGGGGCCAUGGAGGGCUCCGAGUUCGCGGCCUCGCUGGUGGCAGGCGGGGUAGCAGGUGUCUCUGUUGACUUGAUACUGUUUCCGUUGGAUACCAUUAAAACCAGGCUGCAGAGUCCGCAUGGAUUCACCAAGGCUGGUGGUUUUUGUGGAGUGUAUGCUGGUGUUCCUUCUGCUGCUAUUGGGUCCUUUCCUAAUGCGGCUGCCUUUUUUCUCACCUAUGAAUAUGUGAAAUGCAUUUUGCACACGGAUUCUGCCUCAUAUCUCAUGCCUGUGAAGCAUAUGGUAGCUGCCUCUGCUGGAGAAGUGGUUGCCUGCCUGAUUCGAGUACCCUCUGAGGUGGUUAAGCAGAGGGCUCAGGUGUCUGCUUCUUCAAAAACAUUUCGGAUUUUCUCUAACAUCUUACGUGAAGAGGGUGUCCAGGGACUGUACCGAGGGUACAAAAGCACCGUCUUACGAGAGAUUCCUUUCUCCUUGGUCCAGUUUCCCUUGUGGGAGUUCUUAAAAGCGCUGUGGUCCUGGCGGCGGGGUCAUCCAGUGGAUUCUUGGCAGUCUGCAGUCUGCGGGGCUUUUGCAGGUGGCUUCGCGGCUGCGGUCACAACACCUCUGGAUGUGGCAAAGACAAGAAUCAUGCUGGCAAAGGCAGGCUCCAGCACUGCUGGUGGAGACGUGCUCUCUGCCCUGCACGGGGUCUGGCGGACCCAGGGGCUGGCAGGGUUAUUUGCAGGCAUCUUCCCGCGAACAGCAGCCAUCAGCCUUGGGGGAUUCAUCUUUCUGGGUGCUUAUGAGCAGACUCGUAGCUUGCUGUUGGAAGUGGGCUGGAAGCGCCUGUGAAACAGACACUACCUCACCCUCUUCCUUGGAGACCACCUACGUCCUGAGAUGUGCCAGCCACAGGCCACUGCAGUUCCAGUGACUAGAUGCGUCCAGGUGGCUUUGGUCAGCUGAGCCCCGUGGCCACCACUGUCCUUACAGGUGGGUCAGCAUCUCGGGAAUGUGCUGUUGGUCUGUCCAAGUUUUUUCAUCAGGAGAAGUUAUCAAAGGCAGAACAAUGACCCCAGCAUGCACAUAGAUUUAUAAAUGAACCUUUAUUAAAGACACUUCAAUGCCAUUUGUUAGACACUUCAAUAUUUUACAUGUUUUUCAAUGUACAAUGUACCAAAAUUUCUAUAAAUAAAUAACUUUGUACAUAAAAAGUAAUACUUCCUCUUUCACAUUGCCUCUCAGAAGCAGCAAGUUCACAUAUUUUGUGGAAGUAACAUUACUCACCUACCUGUGCAGAAUAGUGAGGACCUCACAUAGGUCAGCAUUUUGUCAGUAACUCCCUUUAGCUAAAGGAAUUUGUUUUUUGAGAUUUUAAGGACCUCGUUUGUUUCAAUGCAAUUUUAAUGAAUUACACAUUGGCACUCACAAGAUGGUUAGCUGCAGGUCCCAAAAGUGCAAAUGUGCCCAGCUCCACCCACUGUGUAAGGGAAUGGUGUGGACAGGCUGGCUCCCUAGUAGAAAUCUCAUUCCGAAAGGUGAGAAUUGUCUACCCCCAAUGUAGUGUUUUUAGAAAAUCCACAGGUACUAAGACCAGCAGCCUUUGCCUUAACUCUAAAAUGAGCUGCAAAGAAGGAUGAGGCCCUGCUUGGCGGUCCUGCCCACUGCUCUGGCAAGGUAACACACACUGCCCAGCCAUGCACACGGAGCCAGCCUUCCCUCCUGCUUGAAACGGUGAGUGGCAAAUGAACUUUCUGCCCCUAAAUGUGGGCUGUGCAUUAAGGCACCAGAGCUAUUCCCGACCCCUUAGAAAUUAGCAACCUGAUAUGAAAAAUAAUAUUGUCAAAACUGUAAUUCUGCUGUUAACCAUGCACAAAGGAUUAAAAUAGCCUCUGUAAAAGAUAUAUAAUAUAUAUAUGAAAACUCUUAUGUACAAUG
Molecule: messenger RNA, 1998 nt
Organism: Jaculus jaculus (lesser Egyptian jerboa)
Lineage: Eukaryota; Metazoa; Chordata; Mammalia; Rodentia; Dipodidae
Gene: Slc25a26
Product: solute carrier family 25 member 26
Exons: 11
Coding region: 88-912 (274 amino acids)
Biological process (GO): transmembrane transport
Cellular component (GO): mitochondrial inner membrane
Molecular function (GO): S-adenosyl-L-methionine transmembrane transporter activity
Source: RefSeq, a predicted model, not a curated record